This is a messenger RNA of Kazachstania africana CBS 2517, 1803 nucleotides long. It is a transcript of the gene ZRG17, whose product is annotated as Zn(2+) transporter ZRG17. The coding region runs from base 1 to 1803 and encodes 600 amino acids. The record is from RefSeq and is a predicted model, not a curated record. The transcript has a single exon. NCBI's taxonomy places the organism in Eukaryota, Fungi, Ascomycota, Saccharomycetes, Saccharomycetales, Saccharomycetaceae.
AUGAAUGCUAUUAAGGAGGAGGAUGAUAUACCAGGAUCUCCAGAAAAUGCUGUCUUUAUUACACCAUAUAUGGAUACAGACCGCAAUUUAUCGUCAAUAGAUCUAAAUCUGGCACCCCCAUCAGGGUCUCAGUUGAGACCAUUCCUGGCAUCACCCACAUUCACUAGGGCGAACUCUGCAUUUUACUCCAACAAAGAGGGAAACAAUUCUAGUUCCAGUAUAAUAUAUAACCCUUCUUUCACAUUUGGAAAUUCGAACAAUAACAGUAAUACAGAAAGCAUACCUACAAAUGCUUCUAGCAGUAAAGAACAUAGAAGAAGCGUGUACAAAUAUAUUCCUGAAAGUAAACUCCCUCCUCCACCUUCUAGAAGCAGAUCUCCAGUUAAAAACUCACCAUCCGAGGCAAUAAUACCUCCAAGCAAUCAUGUAUCCAAGAGAUCUUCGGUAACCUUAGAAUCGCCGUUUAACUUUCCUAGCACCACAAUGAAUGAUCAGAGAACACAUCAACAAAAUAUCUCUGUUUCAACAACUACAAGGACCUCUUUUCGUAAAGGGCAUAGAUAUAAGCAUUCUUCUGUUUCAAUGAAUUUUUUCCAGGAACCAGAAGUGAAAAUACCAUUGAACAUUGCCAAAUCAUUACCAAUCCCUGAUUUUAAUGAUCUUUUACAGAACUUAUCAUGGCCAAAGACGCACAUUCAAUUGGCUCUGGUUCUUUUACAGAUUAUAAUUUGUUCUUUAACUUUUCAGAUAGGCCAUUACAAAUCUUGGAGCAACUUUAUAACAUUAUCACAUUUCAUCACGUAUGACAUUAUUGGUUCCCUUGCAAUUAUCUGUGUCGAAACAUUAUCUCAGUUUGAAGUCUGGUUCACAGCAACCAUUACUUUACCCUUUGGCCUGAACAGAAUUGAUGUAUUAUUAAGUUUUGGGCUAGCUGUUUCCUUAUGUUUUGUGGGCUUAGACUUGUUAUUUCAUGUGUUAGAAGAAGUAAUAGUACUUUUCGUGGAAAACACUAAAAUUGACAAUCAUGAUGAAAUCAAUUCACAAAUUCCCCACUCUCACCACAUGUCAUCAUCUGCUGCUGCUGACCCCCAAUCUUUAAUUGCGAAUAACUUUUCCCUAUGGUAUUCAUUCCUGGCGAUAAAUUUAUUCAUUUCCACGAUGUCAUUAUUCAAGAUAUUUUUCAGCAAUAAGCAUAGCAAACUGAAAACAAAAAACCCCAUAAUCACCAUAACCUACACCAUUUAUCUUUUCUUUUAUCCAACAGUUUUUGAAACUCUGUUAGAUUUUGCUGAUUAUUUCGCUACAGUUCUAAUCGCACUUUUUAUUUUGAUCCAUGGGCUCACAAUUGUCGAAUGGACUUCAACAAUAUUACUGAUGGGGUUCUCAACAGUAGCAUUACCCAGUAGUUUACCAUUGAUAGAUGAAGAGGAAGAAAUUAAUGUCGACAGUUCGAAGGAUCGUAAAAAAUUAUUGAAUUCAUUACCUAUCUCAAGAGAUUUGACUAAAACGAAUAGACAUGAACUCUUUCAGAUUAAUAAGGACAACAAUAAUGACGCGACGAACGUUAAAAUGUUUUUAAAAGAGAGUAUCGAAAGCCUUGAGGAAUUCAAGAGUAGAUGUGAUUUAAAUUAUGAAGACCUCACUAUUAUCAAAGUUAAUUUUAGUCUGUUCAUAAUAUUGGUAAAAGUGACAUUAAAGGGUGGAUCGAACGAUGAUGAACUGAAGCUGCGCCUGGCAAUACAUAACUGUGCAAGAAAUGUAUUGCCUACAUGUGAAACUACAAUUGAAAUUGAUAGAUUAUAG